Messenger RNA from Xyrichtys novacula (pearly razorfish), 11942 nucleotides. The record is from the annotation of a GenBank genome assembly. NCBI's taxonomy places the organism in Eukaryota, Metazoa, Chordata, Actinopteri, Labriformes, Labridae.
GAUAGCGCUUUGGGAUGGGCGGGGGGCUCGCUGCAGACCCCGCUGCUCGUUGAGGAAUUGGAUGGUAAUACUUGUUUUCAUGACAGAGUCUUCAAAAUAUCAUAACACUAGAAAAAAGAGUUGGAGAGCCACUAGAUUUAGCGAGAAACACUGGUAACACUGCGGUGUGUGCUGAGCCAGUAAUAGGCUAUGGGCCAGAGGCCAGAAUUUCAGUAUAUAGUACACCUCAGGGUGGCAAAGGUUCAUCAUGAUUUUUGAAAAGACAUAUGUCUGUAGAUUAUAUUUUUGUAUGAUAACUUUUCCAGGUGCCCAGCUAAUUGAUCAUCAGAUCAUGAAGUUAACCACCCCUUAAGUAUCAUUUUAAAGGGGACCCUUGUGGCUUUCAUUUCAGCCUAUAUGUGUUCAUCUUAGACCAACACGGAAGUCACUAGAGCUCUUUAAAGAAAAGAAACUAUAUCAUGUAGGCGAAAAUUGCAGGAAAAUGUGUAUUUUUUUGUGAUUUAAGGAGCUCUAGUGACUUCCGUGUUGGUCUAAAAAACAGUCGUUUUUCUCUUUUUGAUACUCGUUUCCAAACGUUAUAACCAAUUACCAAAAGAGACACGGACCGGAGGACGCACUCUUAUUGGUCCUCUGUUGACCAAUCACAGCAACUUAAACACGUAACUAGUAUAAACAAGGAAGUGAUUACAAAUCCGCAGCGCUGCUAUAUUUCGGUCAAUUUGAGGGCUUUGUUUCUCAGUAAAGACACGGCAAACGACGGGAAACUUAUGUGAAGUACUUUCGGCGACUCAUUCAUACUAAAGAGGACACGAUGUUGGUGACUGAGACAAGGUAAAACGGAUGUUUUUCUUUGGAUAAGUCCUUCAGUGCUCGACACGGUAUGGCUCUGGAUGACUAAACUCAGUGUCUGCCACAGAUGAUACCUAAAGAUAACUUAAUUGCCAUGUAGAAAUGCCUUCUUGUAAAUGCAGUUAAUUUUCUAAGCGUUUCGGGCUAGCUAAAGUCAUGAAUGUUUGACACGUAUCGUACAGUCACUAUUACAGCUUAGACGCAGCUUCAAACUCACCUGUGAAGUAACUUUCAGGAACUCGGUCCCCACCCAUGAUCACCGCUCCAAGACCUGUCAGAUCUGCACGAGAUUAUACAGACAUUUAAUCAAACACUUCCAGAUUGGUCAAACCUUUAUCCCUUUAGUGGAAAUGGAAUACCUGCUUGGAUCAAUGCAGUGAACUACAAUGGACCAGAUCAUGAUCCAGAGCAGAACACGUACCAGGUCUGGACAAGAUCAUCCCAGAGAGUCUCUUAGUAAUGUGAAACAAAAAUCUGGAUCUUUACCAGGGGUGUGCUUUGGCUUUUUGGGAGGAAGGGGCAAAAGAAUGAAGGGCACCUCAUAUAUUGGGGGGCACAUGCACAUGAAAGUAAUGAUCAUUGAGGAUUUUCCGUUGCUUUCCAUAAUCAAAAAGAAGCUGCACAACAGACUAAAUUCUAGUCUGCACUGGCCUUUGAAUGGUGUUUUAUUUACAGGUAAUCCACUGGAAGAGCUUUCAGUGUGUAAUUUGUUUACAUUUUAAUUACUGGGAGGUCUGCCAUUGGGGCAUCUUGUUUCAUUUAACCUACUGUAAGGGCACCCAGAGGGUACACUGUUUGCAUUUUAUCUACUGGAGGGGCCUCUACAGUGCACUUUAUAUAGAUUUCAUCCACUGUAAGGGCUUGCAGAGGGUACUUUGUUUAUAUUUAAUCUACUUGUAGGGCUUCCAGAUAACACUCUAGUGCUAUGUGUUUAGUGUUAUAUACUUCCUGAAAAUGAAUGAGGAUGUGUAAGCCUGCUCAUAAACAAUAGGGCCUGCAGAGCUCAGUCAUACACCACACCUUUAACCAUUGAAGAUUUCCUUUAGUAAUUGCAUACGGAGGUUUGGAGUCAUGGGCUAGUGACAAAAAUAGAAAGGGAUGAGAGCUAUUUUUGUAACUUGAUCAAUAAGUUUAUAUCAUGGUAAGCCCCGGAAGUAAAGUUAAGCACAUUAACUCGAGUACUUUGCUUGAGCAACAGUUUCUGACACUUGUACCACUCUUGUUUCUGUGAAAAGCUUGUUAAAAAGAAGUGCUUAACGAUUAGCUCUGAGUUCCGGCUUUUAUGAUGAAUGAAAACAGAAUGUUGUCAGGUUUUUUACAUCAGAUCUGUCACCUACUUUAACAAGUUCAUGAGACUAAAUAGAUAAGCUGACACGAAACAUGAAAAUAUUGUUUUAUCGAUUCAAAGAUUAACUAUUUACACAACUAACAAAGUUGUUAAGCAACGACAGUAUCAACUUGCACUUGCUGAUGGGUGAUAGAAACAUUUGACAUCAUUACUCUUCACGUUACUCAAACUAACAAAUUUCCCCUCAUGAAUGAAUAAAGUUCUUUUUAUCUGUCUUUUGAAUGAUGCAUUUCAACCAUAGACUGUAUAUACUAUGGACAACCUGGUUUCGGAUUUUAUACGGAUUUGAGGCCAAAAAGCUCUCGGUAUUUCCGGGAUUUUUCUUCAUUUCCUGACACCAGCGCUGUGCAGUAGCGUUGUGCGCAUUCGGCCGCGCAGUCGCUGACAGUCACUGUGAUGACGCUCGGUUAAAACAGUGUAUCCGCCGGAAGAGCUACUCAAUCCCUGAACGCCCAUAGGCUGUAUCAGGUGUCAAUCAUAGCAAACAUGAAGCCCCUAAUAACUUUUAAAAAUGGAGCUGCACAGAAAAAAGAGGACUUGAGCAUAAACCAGUCUUACAAUAACUACAUGAUAACAUCACAACCAGGGAGGAGAAAAAUUUAUGUUCUGUGUAAUACAUUUCUAAAGUUGGUCCACAGCUCCAUAAGCUUUGCUGGCGGAGGCGGGAUUUAUGACCUAUACUGCAGCCCAUCAACAGAGGGUGCUGUUCUCGGAAACUGAAAGCAAAUCAGUUGGAACUCCUAAAAAGUGCUAGUGCUAUUACAUUAACCAGGGAUCCUUAGCUGACAGCUAGUAAUCAAACUUGCCUCAGAGUAAAUGCAGACCAUAAUGUACCAGACACUUUUCUUGGUGCACUCCUGCAUAUCUUUUCAUCUGUUACUGUGUUAUCCUCUUGAGAAAUAAAACUCAAGUCUGUCUAAUACAUCUAAAUCCUGAUUUCAGACCACAUGAGUGUAGCAGGGCAGCAUUUAUUUCAAUCAUCAAUCCAAAAGUCAAGAUCAAAAAGUACGUUUCAUUGCAGUAAUUUGAUUCUCAAAGAAAUUUGUAAUACAGACUUAAAACUGUUCCUUUGUUCACAACUUUUCAAGUCAACAUAAGUGGAAAGUUCCCCACAGUUUGACAGCCAUCAUAUAAAAUCUCCUUCACUUAUUCAGAAUGCAAACAUAAUAAUAUAUUUAACACAGUGUCGACAGGCUGAAGUGAAAUGUGCUGGAGUUUUUUUCCGCUGAUAGAUUUAAGGGAUAUGUUUAGGAGUGAUCACAGAUGUCAUGGGGUUAAGAAUGAGGUAUUUAACACAGUUAGAUAAUAAGUUAUCCAGAUGCUAAUAAUAAAACAACAAUAGGGAUUUGUUGUGAAGCCUAAUUAUAUAACUAAGGUCAGAUGUGAGCCGAAGACUUCACCUAAUGUUUGGACACACACUUUUGGAGACAAUUGUACAGUUUGCUCUCUGUAGGUCAUACACGCUUUGAAUUCUGAACCAUAAACUUUGGCUGAAAUUGUGUUGAUAAUUUACUAUUUGCACUUAUUUGAGCCUCAAGACUGUCAUGAAGUUUAAAUUGAACAAACUUCUGAUACUCUUAGUACAAACUGGUGAUAACUUCUGUUCUUCAGCUCCAGUAAAACUAAAGUAUUUUUAAAUUGCAGUUUAAUUUUGGAUCAAAAUUUUAGCAUUUUUCCAGACUUCAAAAAAAUCUGAGUGCUUUUUUUUCCCACUAUUGACUACACUCUGAGAUACACCACAUCAUAGACCAAUACUUCUACCAGUGUUUCAGUGAAAGGCUCAGCGCCUGUCACAGUAAUCCUGUGUGUGUACUAAUGUGAAGUUUAAGAGGUAUUUAAGAGGUCCCAGGCCCAAUAAGGGAGAGGGCGGUUUUGCAGCUCCUUUCUGCUGCAACUGCGUGAACAUAUCUGAAAUUCCUUGAGUCACUUGGUGCAGUCACAUGGCUCCUUUCUUUAGUUACCCUGAUAGAGAAUCAUUAACUUUGCUGCGGCUAAAAUUAGCCCAUCAGAUUAAGAGCUCCACUGGAUUUAAGACUGAAAAAUGUCUUGAGCAUGACAGUGUCAUCCAUCAGGGCUCUGUAUAAUGUUGUUUCAUGUUCUCUUUAUUUCUGCACAGGCUGCUAUGGAGAUGAGAAGAACUUUCUCGCACUUGUUAUGAAUCCCAGCUUCUUGUCAGAGGGCUCUGAGGGCCAGUCCCUUGUUGACGACCCCAUAGAGGAUUGGUUCUUCCUCCCCUCUGAGGUUAACGGGCCUCAGAAACUGGAAGAGAGCCUAGUGCACCAGGAUGCAGAGGACAAAGGCAAACUCAAAUCCAAGUUGGUCUCAGCAUGGAACAGUGUCAAAUACGGUCUGUUUUACCACAUCAUUGACAUCAUAACUGAUCAGCAUAAUAAAUCAUAUGAUCACCACAAUCUUAGGUUUAUAAAAGGGUAUCCUAGGGGAAGCUAGCCUAAAGAAUAUAAUCAAAGUGAAUCUGUGGGAGCCUGGCUUGUUUAUGGUUUAUAGGCUUUUGAUGGAAAUGAAGCAGGUGUCUGCUACUCUUCAAAACAAGGAGAUGCAGUUUCAACAUGUAGAAGAAAAAAAGCAAAGACUGCUUUAUAAGAGCUUUAAUGAAUCACUUAACAAAAGCAUCUACAAGGGCUCUCACUCUGUUUUUAUAGGUGUAACAAUAAUGACCCCAGACACACUGGCUGAGAGUCACCAGUUAACACAGUAACUCAUAAAAUCAAAACACCUGCCAUCACGUUGCUACCUCUCUGUGUCUGUGACACCUUUGCAACAUGAGUGGCUUUUUUCAGCUACUGGACUUUCUCCAAAGUCAGUGUGUUGAUUUAAUUUCCCAGAACAUAUUGAAUUUCUCUCUUAAUGAAAAAAAAAAUACAUGUACAAUGCAUGUACACUGUAUGCUUGCUGUUUAAUGUUGUUUGACAGCUGUUGAAUAGCUUUAAACUGGCCAAACUUAUUUUUUAGAUCUGCAAUUGUUUUUUUUGUUUUUUCUGAUUACAUAAUGUUAUAUGCAUAUUUUAGCAUUAACAACUGUGAUUUUUGCUCUAUUUGCUGUCAUGCUUUGUUGGAGAAUGUGAAGAGCCACACAUUUCAGCAAAUUGAAUAGGACAGGUUCAAGUUGCACUCUGAGUGUUUAGACUGGUCGGUCAGUUUGAAUUAAAAUUUCCAUGUCAUUAAUUCGCUUUCAUGUUUAAUCUUUUCAUGUUGAAUAAAAAUAUAAUUUGCAUAAUUUUGCUACAUGACUCUAAUCCAGAUCUUUCUAUCUGAUUGUAACCAUGUGAGAGGAACAGCCCUUUGCAGUUUUUCUUGUGUGUGAGAUGAAUUUACUCAUCUCUCUCCUUAUUGCAUCAGGCUGGUCCUGGAAGCAGAAAUCCAAAUUCAGCAAAAGCUCUCCUGUUAUCAUGCUGGGAAAGUCCUUCGAGCUCAAGGAUCAAGGUGAGGCUCUGAGCAGAGGUUAUUCGUGCGACCUUAUAUUAUUUUCAACAUUCAGUUGAAUGAAUUUAAGCAUUUUAACUGUUUCAGAAGAGAGAGAGCGCUUCCGCUGCUCCUUCACGUCACUCCUGUGGUUGACCUACAGACGGGGUUUCCCUCCGUUACCGGGCGGCUUUCUGACCACUGACAGUGGCUGGGGGUGUGUCCUGAGAACAGGCCAGAUGCUGCUGGCACAAGGACUGCUGCUUCACCUGAUGCCACCAGGUGACGAUACUGAGCACAAAUUUAGUCUGAUACCUGAACAACUUUUUCCUUUUUUUUUAAUAGUAAGAAAAAUGAGAGGAGAGAGAGUCAAUCAAUCAAUCAACUUUAUUUCCAUAGCACAUACAAAUAAAAAAUGCAAAGAACAAGAUAAAACAAGCAAGAAUACAUAAAUGCAGAAAUAGAUAAAUAAGCAGGCUCAUGGCAAGUGCUUUGGGGAUAACAGACAAUAUAACUCUACAGUGUGUUAAAAGCCAGGGAGUAAAAGUGCAUUUUUAAGAGGGAUUUAAAAACCGCAGACGAAGAGGCCUGUCUAACUGUCAAGGGUAACUUGUUCCAGAGCUUGGGAGCAGCUGCAGCCAACGCUCUGUCACCUCUGUGCUUCAGCUUUGUUUUGGGGACUGUCAGCAACAGCUGAUCAGCUGAUCUUUGGGGUCGGGGUGGGCAGUAAGGCUGGAGCAUCUCAGCGAUAUAUGGUGGAGCAAGGUUGUUCAGGCCUUUAAAAACAAAUAUUAAAAGCUUAAAACUGAUUCUGUACUGUACAGGGAGCCAGUGUAAGGACGCCAGGAUGGGGGUGAUGUACCCACGCCUGCGGGUCUGUGUCAGGAGACGUGCAGCAGAGUUCUGCACAAGCUGCAGGGGAGGCCUGGCUAAUCCCUACAUACAAAGAAUUGCAGUAAUCAAGACGAGCUGUGAUGAAAGCAUUGAUUAAUUUUUCCAGGUCAGAUCUUGAUUAAAUGGGCUUCACCUUCGCUAUUUGACGUAGCUGAUAAAAACUUUUUUGCACCACUCUGCUGAUCUGCUUCUCAAAUUUAAAAUCAGGGUCAAACUUAACUCCCAGAUUAGUGACGACAUCCUUCAGAUAGGGUGAGAGGGAGCCUAGGUCGAUGUUGGGGGUGGUGGCCCCCACUUGGUCCAAACAACAUUACUUCAGUCUUGUUCUCAUUCAGACCGAGGAAGUUAAAAGAAAGCCGGCUUCAAUGUCCUUAAGGCAGUCUGUGAGUUGCUGGACUCAGUCAGAGUUGUUCUGUGCCGGUGGACAAUAGAUCUGGCAAUCAUCGGCAUAAAAAUGAAAGGAGAUGCCAUGUUUCCUAAAAACGGAGCCAAGGGGGAGUAGAUAAAAAGCAAAUAAAAGAGGGCCGAGGGUUGAGCCCUGGGGGACCCCAUGUGGAAGAGGAGCUGUUGACGACACAGAGUUGUCGAGUUUAAUGCAGAAACUUCUGUCAGUUAAGUAUGACCGGAAUGAGUCUAGGGCGACACCCUUAAUGCCGACACAGUGCUCCAGGUGAGAGAUUAAAAUGCUGUGGUCAACUGUGUUAAAUGCAGCAGACAGAUCUAGGAGCACUUGGACAACAAACAAAGAUGGGUCUGAAACUGGCACAGAGGGAUGGGUUGAGGCCUAUUUUUUUAAAGUAGAGUUUUAGUAGUUUGUAGUAGAGUAGAAAAGGCAACUAUAUGAAAAAGUGAUCAUAUCUUUAGAAAAAAUAAUUGGGAAGUGAUACUUCUGUGUUUAUUCAGAAUUGUGGAUUGUCCGACCCCAAGAAGUGACCCUUAAAUCUUACACGAAGACUGAAUAAAGUGGAGCGUAAACUGUAGUGUAAUAUGAAGAAUUUUACCACACCUAUCAGACAAAAAAGUGUUAUACUUUUCAUUUUAAGCUUUUACACAAAUGAUUACAUAAACAAAUGACAGUGGUAAGUGGUGUUGUGGUUGUUCUUGUGUUAGCUGAUAGUUUUUAUUUGCAGGCUGUGUGUGUACAUGAGUAUAUCUAUUGAUUAGCCAUAGCAAGCAGCGUUAUGUUAGCAAGGUUACGAUCCACUCUUAGUUUUCCGGGUCUUUACCAACCAUGCAAACGACUAAAGUCACUCGAGCUUUGGGAAAAGAAUAUGGGACUUUGUGGUUGUAGUGACGCGUUGCGGCUCAACGUUUUAGUUUCCAUGGUUACAGGACCUCCGUGUCUGUGAAUUUCUGGACCCACCUCCAAAUAAGACUCCAUGGAGAAAACCAUGUUAAUGAUCACUGUCUCGAAUAUUGAGUGAUUUUUAUUGGGUAAAUUUGGGCGGGAGGUCGGGGGGUCUCACCUUUUUGUUUAAUGCAAUCGCAAAUGUACACAAAAAUGUUUUUACAUAAAUUUGUUUUUAAACUUCCCAAACUCAGUGUAUGCAUAGAAAAUGGUACACUUUUUCAAGAAGAGGUCUCUUUUUGGUUUUAUAAGUAGUUCCUCAAACUUUAAGUAGUUUCUUGUCAUUUUGACAUUAUUUUAAGGCUGGACCUGGUCUGCCAGCCAACAUGCUGUCAAAGAUGACAUGGACCUGCUGGCGAGCAGCUCAGAGCGAGAACUGUGCUUCAAUGACAGCACUGAAAAGAGAGCUCGAAGACUGAGCUUGGAUUCCCAUUUGGACAGACCAAUGGAGGCCACACACAGGAGGGUGGUGAGGUGGUUUACAGACAAUCCUACAGCCCCCUUUGGGAUUCACAGCCUAGUGGAGUUGGGAAAAAGCUCAGGGAAGAAGGCUGGAGACUGGUAUGGACCAUCCAUUGUUGCUCAUAUCCUUAGGUGAGACUUGAGGUUAUAAUUUAUCCAUCCAGUUUACCCUACCGCCUAUGAGUUAUAUUUAAAAUCAAGAUAUGCAUUUUCUUAUUUUCAGGAAAGCUGUAGCAGCAUCUGCAGAUGUUCCCAAUCUAGUCGUGUAUGUUGCACAAGAUUGCACAAGUGAGUGAUUUCUGUCAUCAGUGUUUGAUCUCUCAGAAACUGUUUCCCCCAAGUUGUUCCGUCUAUUUGUGCUCAUCUCACUCAGGGUGUGUGUUAAUAUCAUAUGUAAAUAGAGCCUCCGCUUCUCCUCUGUGUGUUUUCAGUCUAUUUAGAGGAUGUGAAGCGGCUUUGUGAGCGACCAGCCCCUCAGUCCUGGAAGUCAGUCAUCGUCCUUGUUCCUGUGCGACUUGGAGGGCAGGAUCUCAAUCCCUCCUACAUCACAUGUGUCAAAGUACCUCCUCAGUAUUUUUUUUUUAAUUCAGUAUCUGUACACACUUUCUAGUAGUGUGACUCUGUAUUAAAAGAUGUCAACAAGGUUUUGUCUAGCUGUAUAAAAAGCUGUGUAUAUAGUGAAAAACAGUGAAACCACCAAUGAAAGCAUGAGUGUCUCUCAGGAUUAUCCUCCUCCACAGAAACUCCUGACAUUAGAAAGCUGUAUUGGAAUCAUUGGAGGGAAACCAAAGCACUCUUUGUUCUUUGUCGGCUUCCAGGGUACGUGCAGUGUAGAGUAUAAUUAACCUGCCUGAACUGAUUGAUGUCUGCCCUUUGACAGUUUUUUCUCCUCUUUUAAAGAUGACCAUCUGCUGUACUUGGACCCUCACUACUGUCAGCCCACUGUGGACACAAAGAAACUGAACUUUUCUUUAGAGGUAAGAGGAAGUCACCUGCUUUCUCUUUCAGUUGCGCUUCCUCCUGAAACAGCUGUGCUCACCAGGGGUGUGUUCAAAAAGUGGCCUGGGGUGGCACAUGCCCUUUUUUGAGAUCUGAUUGGCCAUCACAGGUGACACUCUAAAAGUCAAGUCAGAUGAAGUCAACCUUAAUUUAUAGUGUACAUAUAAAAACAACAGGUUUAGACUGGAGCGCUUUUCGAGGUCAGAGCAGAAGAAUAAAUAAAAUCCUGAACUGUGAUUGGCUACUUGUUUUGUUUGAGGCAAGUUAAAAUCUGCUGUUUUUAUAUGGUAUAUUGUAGCGCUUCACAAAAGAACAGCCAGAAAAAGCAAUGGCUAAAAUAAUGAAAGGCUGAAACAUCAUCCACACAAACACAACGACAGAUCCUGACAGAUUUCAUAGUUUGUUCUCACGGUGGAAAAAAAAAUGUUUUAUGGUGGGGGGUUCCUUUUAAAGCACCAUCAGCUUGUCAUGGCUGCCAAAAGGUUUUUUUAUUUGGAAGUUACUUUCAACUAUCAGUGAAAACGAAUCUGCUCAUAGUUAUCUAGUUUCUGCACACCUUCAGUUCAGAGCCUUUAUCCUGAGAUUUAACAGCGAAACACUGUUUUUAAUUUUUUGCACUGAUGGACCUCCCACACAGUUAUCCUUUUCAUGUGUUACUAACUACUGAAUUUCCUUGUACCAGCAUCUGAGCGGGAAUGACUGAUUAAACCAGCUCAGUAUCAGUGUUUAAUUCCUGCUUUUAUUUUCUCAGAUUCUAAUGAGACGAACUUCUUUUGCAGUCAUUCCACUGUAAAUAUCCCAGGAAAAUGUCUUUCACCCGUAUGGAUCCCAGCUGCACCAUUGGAUUCUACGCUAAAGGCCAAAAGGACUUUGAAGCUAUGUGUACAGCUGUUAAUGAGGUAUGUGACCGGUUUAUUUGGACCUAUAUUCAUGGCACUGACCCAGACUCCAGCAUGGAAUUGGAAAUAUACAUAGACUGUAUAUACUAUGGACAACUUGGUUCCACCUCCCGCUUGUAUACGGAUUUGAAGCCAAAAAGCUCUCUGUAUUUCCAGGAUUUUUCUUCAUUUCCUGAAACCAGCGCUGUGCAGUAGCGUUGUACGUAUUCGGUGGGAGAGUCGCUGAGAGUCGCUGUGAUGACGCUCGGCUCAAACAGCGUAUCCCCCUGGGAGAGCUACGCAAUCCCUGAACGCCCAUAGGCUGAAUCAGGUGUCAAUCAAAGAAAACAUGAACCCCCUAAUAACUUUUAAAAACGGAGCUGUACAGAAAAAAGAGGACUUGAGCACAAACCAGUCUUACUAUAACUACAUGUCAACACCGCAAGCGGGGGGGAGAAAAAUGUAUAUUCUGUGUAAUAAAUUUCUAAAGUUUGUUCAUAGCUCCAUACGCUUUGCUGGCGAAGGUGGGAUUUAUGACCUAUACUGCAGCCUGUCACCAGAGGGUGCUGUUCUCAGAGUGGUUUCAUCCAGCAAGAAGACAGAUGCUGUCCAUUCUUUAUACAGUCUAUGGAAAUAUGUAGAGGAGGACUUUUCUAAUCCCAAUUCAAUUUCUUUUUUCCAUCAUGUACUAAAAUUUACACAAGGCAACCUUGAUCCUGAGUCUUACUGUGAUUAAACCCUCUUUAAAACAACAUUGUGCACCUGAAAGGAUCUAUUUUGACGAAUGUAUGAAGUUAUGAUGACAGUAUCUGUCUCUUACAAGCUUAAAAUUUGUAAAAAAUUCAUGAAGACCUGACCGCUGAUUUAACAUAAUACUCAUGAAAAAGUUUGUAAAAAUGGCUUUGAAAAGUCUCUGAAUUGGUUGUAAUUUCUCCUGUAGGCCCUCUCCACUUCUGCAGAGACGUACCCCAUGUUUAUUUUUGUUGAAGGCAAAAGUCAGGAGGAAGAGGACGCUCGCAUCAUAUCCACAAACAAUAUCACCUACAUCCAGAGGGAGAGUGAACGCGAAAAAAUGGUCACGAGCAACAGCAUGGACGAGUUUGUUCUUUUGUGAUCAUGAAGAAAUCAACUCUAAGCACUGAGAGUCACGCUCAAAUCAACAAUUACUCUCAAAUGUGAGAGGUGAACUGCUACUGAACAUGAGAGCAGUCCUGAACAUCCAGAAGAAGUAGCAUUAGAGACUUCGCUGUUAUGAAGUAGUCACAGUCUGUUAAUGAAGCUGAAUUUUAAGUCUUGAGCUCAUUUAUAUUUUUAUUUAUUGUUAUAAGAGGAUUGUGACAUUAAAAAUCUCAGCCUGUUCACAUUUAGAUGUUAAACCUCACAUAUUCUUUUCAUUUAGACGUGUUAAAGUCAUAAAUAGCAUAGAAAGUCAUUUCCCAGGGACCAGCUAAAGACAAGUGUUAACACAAGAAACACAGCCUCCCACUGUUUUCAUGUCAUGUUACAGGAUGUUGCUGCCUUUCAGCAGACCAGAAAAUUAGAUCUUUGUAAACACGUGAAUCACAUGAGAAGCACAGAACAAAACCCACCCGGAGAGGAUCUUAAAUAUAGUAACUGUGCUCUUGCUGGCAAAGAACAAAAUGUGCAGAGAAUAUUUUCAUAAGCUGGGAUGUUUUUUGCUGGUUUAAAUGUAAAUAAACAGUUUGUAGAGUUUGUAGAUUAAAAAAAAAAAGCUCCACAGUCA